Suncus etruscus (white-toothed pygmy shrew) is the source of this 2184-nucleotide messenger RNA. It is a transcript of the gene TMEM117, whose product is annotated as transmembrane protein 117. NCBI's taxonomy places the organism in Eukaryota, Metazoa, Chordata, Mammalia, Eulipotyphla, Soricidae. The coding region runs from base 18 to 1133 and encodes 371 amino acids. The transcript is spliced from 5 exons. Gene Ontology annotation, biological process: intrinsic apoptotic signaling pathway in response to endoplasmic reticulum stress. The record is from RefSeq and is a predicted model, not a curated record.
AUAUCAUCACAGAUUAUAUGGGCAUCCGAAAUGAAAGUUUCAUGAAAUUAGCCGCAGUAGGGACAUGGAUGGGGGAUUUUGUCACUGCAUGGAUGGUAACUGAUAUGAUGCUUCAGGACAAACCCUAUCCUGAUUGGGGGAAAUCUGCAAGAGCUUUCUGGAAGAAAGGAAACGUUAGGAUCAUUUUAUUCUGGACGGUUCUUUUUACUCUGACAUCUGUGGUUGUACUUGUCAUUACAACUGAUUGGAUCAGCUGGGACAAGCUGAAUAGGGGGUUUUUGCCUAGCGAUGAAGUUUCCAGAGCAUUCCUAGCUUCUUUCAUCUUGGUGUUUGACCUCCUUAUUGUAAUGCAGGACUGGGAAUUUCCGCAUUUCAUGGGAGAUGUUGAUGUAAAUCUCCCUGGGUUACACACUUCACACAUGCAGUUCAAGAUUCCUUUCUUCCAGAAGAUCUUUAAAGAGGAAUAUCGUAUUCACAUCACAGGUAAAUGGUUUAACUAUGGAAUUAUCUUUCUCGUCUUGAUUUUGGAUCUUAAUAUGUGGAAGAACCAGAUAUUUUAUAAGCCUCAUGAAUAUGGACAGUAUAUUGGCCCAGGGCAGAAGAUAUAUACCGUAAAGGACUCAGAGAGCUUAAAGGAUUUGAACAGGACCAAACUAUCCUGGGAAUGGAGGUCCAAUCACACUAAUCCCCAGACGAACAAAACAUACGUUGAAGGGGACAUGUUCUUACACAGCAGAUUCAUUGGGGCGAGCUUGGACGUCAAGUGUCUGGCUUUCGUUCCAAGUUUGAUAGCUUUUGUAUGGUUUGGAUUCUUUAUUUGGUUCUUUGGACGGUUUUUGAAAAAUGAACAAGGUAUGGAGAAUCAAGACAAUACAUAUACUCGUAUGAAAAGAAAAUCCCCAUCGGAACAUAGCAAAGACAUGGGUAUCACUCGAGAAAACACGCAAGCCUCAGUGGAAGACCCGCUGAACGAUCCUGCUUUGGUCUGCAUCAGGUCUGACUUUAAUGAGAUUGUCUACAAAUCUUCCCACUUAACGUCGGAAAACUUGAGCUCACACUUGAAUGAAUCUACCAGCGCCAUUGAAACUGAUCCUGAUCCAUCCACUUCUAAGAAAAGUUCCCCUACGAACUAGAGUCCCUCACUUUCUUGAAGAUAGCACACAAAGUAACUUGGAGUAUAAUUUAAAGUUAGUCUUUCUUUUUUGUAUAUGUAAGGUUUACGUAGUGUUAGGUAAAGACAUAAAAAACAAUGCCACAAAGGUGCUCAACACGCUUUUUCUAGGACUCAUUGUUUUCUAUUUGUAUUAUGAUACAUGUGCCUACUGUAUAUCUAACAGUCCUCUAGAAAUUGCUUUUCACAAUUGCGCAAGCUAUUUAUUGACUUGACAGCAUAGGUGAGCUUAUGUCCUGCAUAUCUAAUGUUCAACCAUAGUGGUGCCUUGAGACAUUCAACUGUUUUUAACUGUACCUGAAAUGAAAUGUGGAAUAGUUUUUGUAUCCAAUUAUUUUGAUCUUCACUUAAUGUCUGAGCAGGAAACAGAUAGAGUCAAGAAAUGGCUCAGGAAGUAUUUCUUAGCUUGUUAUGCAGCAGCAGAUUUAGUGAUUUGUACAGCUGAACUGCAGACUCAUUAUGAUUACCUUGACUUUUAUUGGCUGUCUGCCAAAUCCAAAUACAGAUGCAACAUGCAGUAAAAAGAGAAUGAUAGUCCUACAUGGGUCACUACUUGUGAAAAGUGACUUUCUCCUACCAGUAAAUGCAGUCAGAUGAUAAUACUUACUCAUGUUUGCCUAAUUAAGAGACACUGCUAAUUGAUGGAAAACCCUGCCAUUCACCUCUGGGACAAAGGUGAAGAGGAGCAGGGGAAUAAACUAACAAAUUUGCUAGCAUUUACACAAAGCCCAAGAAAAAUGAAGGAACUGAAAUUUCUAUCAUGUCAAAGUUGCACAGCCUACCAUCUAUAAUAUUUGUACAUCAUUCUGUAAACAUGGCUUGGAGCAGUGAAAAUUGAAAAUGUAUUAUAACUCUGGGCAAGAAAACUCUUCUAAAAACUAAUGCAGCAGAACUUUGUGAGGUAGAAAAAGAUGUGCAUGAAAAAGCCUGUUUAGUGGUUUGUUAUGUGUGUGCAUUUGUUUUUAAUUUUAAAGAGUUAACACCUCAAAUUAAUAAAUAAAUAUUAUAAAUCA